Schistocerca gregaria is the source of this 2030-nucleotide messenger RNA. RefSeq names its product serine/threonine-protein phosphatase 6 regulatory ankyrin repeat subunit C-like. Gene Ontology annotation, molecular function: protein binding. The transcript is spliced from 3 exons. Bases 138 to 1502 code for a protein of 454 amino acids. The record is from RefSeq and is a predicted model, not a curated record. NCBI's taxonomy places the organism in Eukaryota, Metazoa, Arthropoda, Insecta, Orthoptera, Acrididae.
AAAGUUUCCAGCGAUAACUGGCGAUAGCCGUGUUGUGCCGGCGGGGGGAUGCUUGCUGUCGCCUUGUGACUCCACCGCGUUGCGCCGUUUGUCGCCGGUUUGACCGUCGCGUCGCAGAGGACCUGCAAAGUGGCAACAUGGGUUCCCUGGUGACGGUUCCGUCCAGUGGGGAGCCGCCGGUCUCCUCGAGCAGCGAGGCUCUGGCUGAGGCGUUGGCAGCACUGGUGGCGGCUAUCAGGUCAGCGACGGACUCCGUCCCGGCUCCGCUGAUGGAGCACGCGCCGCCACUGGUACGUGCUGUGACGACGGACGACCGCGAGGCGAUGCGCCGGCUCGUGGAGUCGGAGGACGGGCUGAACGUCCCCAACGGCGGCGGCAAGACGCCCCUGCACUGGGCCGUCCUCGUGGAGGAGGGCGUCGUCUUGCAGAGCCUGCUGGCCUUCGGCAGGUGCAGCGGUGGUGUGGGCGGCCCGCGGCUGCAUCUGGACGCGGCCGAAGUGAACGGCUUCACGGCGCUGCACUACGCGGCGGUGACGCGCAACUCGUUCGCGACGCACCUGCUGCUGCAGGCGGGGGCCACGGUCGACUGCCGCGAGAUCGACGGCCAGACGCCGCUGAUGAAGGCGGCCAGGUGGGACGACGUGGCGCAGUGCCGCGCGCUGCUGGCGGCGGGGGCCGACGCGGCGGCCGCCGACAGGGCCGGCAGGACGGCGCUCCAGCUGGCGGCGGCCGCGGGCACCGCCGACAUUGUGAGGCUGCUGCUGGAGCGCGGCGCGCGGGCGGAAGCCGCCGACAAGGCGGGCCGCACGGCGCUCAACUACGCACUGCGCCACUCGCGGCUGGACGCGGCGCGGCUGCUGCUGCCCACGGCCGCCUACACCCCGCGCGUGGACAACACCGGCCGCACGGAGCUGCACUGGGCAGCGGCCAACGGCACGGCGGAUAUCGUGCAGCGGUUGCUCAGCUUCGGGCCGCCAAGGUGGCACCAAGACAUGGCGGGCAUGACACCGCUGCUGCGGGCGCUGCAGGCCCGUAACGAGGCGACGGCCACCUGUCUGCUGGACGCGCCGAGCCGCCACAAGCGGGCCGCCGACCGCGUGGGCAUGACGGCGCUGCACUGGGCGGCGCGCGCGGGCUUGCCGCGGCUGCUGAAGCGCCUGCUGGAGGAGGGCGGCUCGGCGUGGACGCCCGACCACAAGGGCCGCGACGCGCUCAUGCUGGCGCUGCUCAGCGACGACGAGGAGACGGUGGCCGUCGUGCUCGGCCACGACGGCUUCCGCCAGCGCGCCGACAACUUCGGCAAGACGGCGCUGCACCUGGCUGCGACGCGCGGCCACGCCGCCAUCGCGCUCAACUUGCUGCAGCACGGCGCCGACACCGACGUCAGGGACUUCCUGGGCUGGACCCCGCUGGCGUGCGCUGUCUACUACAAGGCGGACGCCGUCGUGGACGUCCUGCGCUGCUACUCGGCAGAGGAGGAGCCGGUGCACCACACGGAGUAAUGCGUGCUGCGUCGUGCCGCCGUGGCAGGUGUGGAGCGGCAGACCUGCGUUGCCAGGGAAGGAACAUUUGGUGCAGGUGACGAGUUAGAAGAUAGGUGCCAGCAUGUUAAAAGUGGCAAGGGGCAAAAAGACUCAUUUCUUCUUGUCAAAUAAAGGACAAGCACCUUCCGGAAUGCAUCCUCUGCAGCUCUGCGUAAACAAUUGGUCAACUGUCUAUUCAUUCCACCAUGUACCAUUUGUUUUAUUUAUGGAAAAGAAAACUGAAAAUUGCUAGUGAUUCCAUGAGUAGUUUAAAACAGACGAUGAGAGAAAUUUUUAAAUCCAUGUGAUAACGAAGUUGCUGUCCUAUUGGAGAAAUCUGCUGGAACAACUUUGCAAAAUGUUUUAACUUUCCUCCCAUGUAUUGUUUUAAAUUACUACCUUGUGUCUACCUCUGUGAAUCUGUUAGACUGAAUUCAUUAAGUCGUGCAUAUACCUGUUCCAAGCUGCAUGCAAGUGUGUCAGGCUCAAAUAAAGGCAUACAAAUGA